Cyprinodon variegatus (sheepshead minnow) is the source of this 1500-nucleotide messenger RNA. RefSeq names its product theg spermatid protein (gene spmap2). Lineage: Eukaryota; Metazoa; Chordata; Actinopteri; Cyprinodontiformes; Cyprinodontidae. The record is from RefSeq and is a predicted model, not a curated record. Gene Ontology annotation, biological process: spermatogenesis. Bases 75 to 791 code for a protein of 238 amino acids. The transcript is spliced from 6 exons.
UGCAGUAUUUUUGUUUUGGCUGCUUUGCUUAAGGUUUCUUUGCAGUAUUUUUGGCAUCAGCUCAGACUGCUGUAAUGGGAUCUCGAUUUCAACAACUCUCUCAGCCUAAGCUGAACCAUCUCAGAUAUCUGAACCGUCGCUCUGUUUACUGGCUAGAUAAACUACCGCAGGAGAAGACUGAAUCCACUACCCAAAUUGAGUUGACAUCUCGCUGGUCAGACUUGACCAGCAGGAAAAUCUUCAACACUCAAAUCCCACUUUCUCCCAUUUGGGAGGUCAGUAAAUGGGCUCUUAGGGCCGUCCCUUCUGAACGACUAUGUAAAUUGGCUCAGCCUCGCCCCCCUGCUCCAGGGUGGCAGCCUGGCCGCCCUCUGCCAACACCUGUGAGUCGAGGGACACAAUCAGCAGUUGCCUCCUCACGGCUUAGAGAGCUCGCCCAGCCGAGGAGACAACAACUUCAAGUGUUAUCUAGCUGCAGAUCUGAACCUCGACCUACCACCCAGUUGGCCUCAAGAACAUCUGCCCAUAUAGAGGUACUAGCCACUCCAAAGCAUAACCACCCUGAGUAUAAGGGAGAGCGCCCAGUAUGCUGGCCAGUUUCCAAAGCGGCCAGACAUCAUGUAGCCAGCCAGAGACUUUGUGAGCUGUCCUACCCCAAAAGAAGAAAAGCACUGUUUGAGGGGUACAACCCGUAUGUUGUUAGCCGGGCUGCUCGCUCUGCUAACCCCUCCACUCGAAUACAGGAGCUCUGUUUGCCUCUGCCUCGGAAAUAUAGUUCAAAGGAAUGGUGACUCAUGUUAUCCCUGGAGAGAUUUCUGUUGUUCUCAAUUUAGUUUUCAAGGCUCAAUAAGAUUAUUUUCAAUUUAAGCAACCUUAAACUCAUUUGCUCCAUCUAUUGCCUUAGGGUUUAAUAUUUUUGGAAUUAGCUGAUUGAUUUUAGACUCCUUAAAGACUAAUGGUUUUACAACUGUUGUCUUGAUGUAUCAGAGUGUUAUCACCUUAUGAGAAGCACAUAAACUGCCAUCAUCUGAAACAAAAGCAUCACUGUGUAGGGUUUUUUCUAAGAGAUGGCAUAUGCAAUUGAUUGGGUGCAUUCUUUUUUUCUUAAAUUAAGUUUGCUAUUUCCUCAAGGGAGAAUUUUAGGACUUUUUCCCCCUAUUUUUAUUAAGUCUUGAAAGUUAAGAUUGGCACCUACUUCCAGAAAGACCAUUACAGGCAUUUAUUUUGUCCUUUUACUGAGGAGGAGGAUGUUUAAAUUCAGCCACAUUAAAGAACUUUGGGCAUGAACAGCUUCCUUGAUGUCAUGUAACGAAGUCCUUAUCGGGUUAAAGCCCAAGAUUUAACUAGACCACUCCAAAAUUAUGUUUAUGCUCUGUAAAUCUCUACUCAUAGUCAUUACCCUCUCUGGUUUUUACUUAAAUAGAUAAUCUUUUUUUUCCUUUUUAAUAAGUGUAACAUAUAUCUCUCUUCACUUGAAUAUAUUUAAUGUAUAAACAAAUC